GUACACAUUGCCCGCCGUCUUCUAGUCACUCAAGGUCGUACCGACGAGAGGUAAUACCAACCUGUGGCUGUCUGAAUUACCUACCCUAGUUGGUGCCCAUCAGGCUGCGCUCGACGAGACUAUAAUUUAUGGACGAACCAAUCAAAUUUACGAUAACAGUUUUGACAUUGUAGCUUAUGCCAGUUCGUGAUGAAAACCAUAUAUCGGAUUGCUAAUACUAACCAUAAACUGUCGGAUGGCUCCUGUAAGAAAAACUAUCUCUUCUCGACAUCCUUCUGAUCGCUUUUCCAAGAAGCAUAUUCGUAACGAGGAUGGGUCAGUAUUGGUUGUAAGUAAGAAAAUGAAGAACAUAAUAAAACAAGACCUUAAAGCACAAUCCAUAACUAAUAUGCUAACUGACGAUCCUAAUUCCGAAGAUCAUUCGAACCCUUCUCACUCGUCUUUUAAACACGCCUUAAAUCCAUAUAUUGAAUGUAGUGAUAACAACAGUUUGAGUAAACCUUGCACUCGUUUAUCACCUAAUAAUACUAAUAUGCAUCGAAUUGUCAAAAAAGUUCCUCGUAAAAAGCGUCUCAAAUCUAAAUUGCAUUCUCAUUUUAAUCGCAAUCAAAAUUUAAAAUCAACCUUACUUUCUAUGGAAAAAGAUAUAAAAGGAGAAUCUCGUGAAAAUCAACAAUCGAUAGUGCACUUUUCUACCGAUCAGUCAGCUUUCGUAAAGUCAAAUGGAAUGCGUAUUCAAAAGUCAAAAUUGAAAUCCUCACAAAACCAACAAUCAAACGUUGGCGCUAAUUAUAUUGAAGAAAAAAGACCAUCAUCAAUAGAUAUUGUCAAUUCCUUUCGCAGCUUACUACAACAAUUUUAAUGGAUAUCUCUUCUUGUUGUUGUUGAUUGUUUUACGAACUAGUUCUCGAAAUAGAUCAGAUCGUUUGUAGAUUAUAACAGUAACUGUAAAUUUGAUGAUUGAUAGUGUCUUGGAAUUGUUUUUGUAAAUAAAUAAGUUACAUGAAUAAAACUGUAUAUACUAAUUGUAUUUCAAGUUUUGUAUUUUAAAAGGGUAAACAAUCUAUCCUAUGAAUUUUUCAAAAAUUGAAAUGUCAGAUUUCUGACUUAAUCAGUGUAGACAUUUGAUUUUCUGUUUAUUUAAAGAUUCGUAAAUCAUUCUCCACUUUGAUUUAAAUGAUAUUGCUAGUUUGUAUAUAAUACAUGGUUCAUGAUUUUUGA
This is a messenger RNA of Schistosoma curassoni, 1221 nucleotides long. Lineage: Eukaryota; Metazoa; Platyhelminthes; Trematoda; Strigeidida; Schistosomatidae. The record is from the annotation of a GenBank genome assembly.